Carcharodon carcharias (great white shark) is the source of this 6713-nucleotide messenger RNA. It is a transcript of the gene nipa1, whose product is annotated as NIPA magnesium transporter 1. The transcript is spliced from 6 exons. Gene Ontology annotation, molecular function: magnesium ion transmembrane transporter activity. Bases 142 to 1080 code for a protein of 312 amino acids. The record is from RefSeq and is a predicted model, not a curated record. NCBI's taxonomy places the organism in Eukaryota, Metazoa, Chordata, Chondrichthyes, Lamniformes, Lamnidae. Gene Ontology annotation, biological process: magnesium ion transport. Gene Ontology annotation, cellular component: membrane.
AAGCAGGGUGUGUUGGUCAGAAUGCGGAAGAAGUGUUGUUUUAAUAAUUUUAAAAAAAACCUUUCAUGAUAAAUGUUCUUUAGUUUCUAAUUCGGAGUUGGGGUGCAGCGUGAACUGUUUACCUGGCCAGGUGAGCGCAGGAUGGGGUCUGAGCCGGAGCAGAGUGCAGGCGCCUCCUUGGGACUCAGCAUCGCUCUGCUUUCCAGCCUCGUGAAUGGCUCUACUUUCGUUUUGCAAAGAAAAGGCAUCCUUCGAGCUGAGAGUAGAGGUGCUUCCUAUUUAACAGAAUUGGCUUGGUGGAGUGGAACUGUCGGAAUGGGACUGGCUCAAAUAGGAAAUCUUGUAGCAUACAACACUGCCCCUGCUGCAUUGGUAACGCCACUAGGAGCCCUCGGUGUCCCAUUUGGGUCACUUUUGGCUUCCUAUAUGUUGCAGGAGAAACUAAACUUGCUAGGAAAAUUAGGAUGUUUACUAAGCUGUGCAGGUUCAAUUAUACUGCUCAUUCAUGCUCCCAGAACUGAGAGUGUAACAUCAAGUGUGCAACUGGAAGAGAAACUUGCAGAUCCAGUAUUUCUUGGUUACACCUGCAUCAUUCUAGCACUUCUCAUCCUGCUUAUUUUCUGGAUUGCACCUUCCCAUGGCUCCACCAACGUCCUGGUUUACAUUAGUAUUUGUUCGUUACUGGGUAGCUUCACUGUACCCAGCUGUAAAGGCAUUGGCUUAGCCGCUCAAGAUGCAUUUAGUGGUGAUCCAUCAAGCCAAAGAGCACUGUGCCUUUUUGUCAUCCUGUUGGUAACACUGAUUUGCAGUAUUCUCAUUCAGUUUAUGUACAUUAAUAAGGCUUUGCAAUACUUUGAUUCUUCCAUAUUCAGUGCUAUAUACUACGUGGUUUUCACAGUUUUGGUCAUACUGGCAUCUGCCAUCCUCUUUCGAGAGUGGAGUGAUGUUGGAUUUGUAGAUUUUCUUGGUAUGCUGUGUGGAUUCAUCACUGUUUCCAUUGGAAUCGUCCUCUUGCAGGUCUUCAAAGAAUUCAGCAUCUCUGCCAGUGACUUAAGAAAAAUCACUUCAAAGAAACACUGAAAUAUAAGAAUUUACUGCUUUCAUGACUGUAUUUCAGUUUUUGAAUAGAUAAAUACUUCUACAGUAAUGAAUAUUGUAGGAUUUUUGGAAUACAGACAUUGGAACUAACAUAAAAUUUAGUAACGUAACCGCUUUUUCAUGUAUUUGUCCAUUAUCAGAUCUGCUUCUCUCUGCUGCUGUUUACUAUUUACUAUCCUUCACUUGCUGCCAAUUGAGAGAACCUUAGGAAGUGUACUCCGAAGGUAGAGCAAUUUCAGGCCCUGAAGGCCCCGUAGUUUUCAUAGAAGGAGAGAAACAAAAACUGAAUUUAUAUUUGGGUCUUUCAUGACCUUAGAACGUCCAACGCGCUUUGCAGUAUCUUUCCACUGUGGUCGCUGUUGUGAGAAACCCAGCAGCCAAUUUACACACAGCAAGCUCCCACAAAUAGUGAUGUGAUAAUGACCAGAUUUCUCUUUGUGAUUUUAAUGAGGAAUAAAUAUUGGCCAGGUCAUUAGGAAUAACUUGCCUGCUCCUCUUCGAAGUGGUGCCAUGGGAUCUUUUACACCUGCUUGAGAGGGAGCAGAUGGGGCCUCAGUUUAACGUCUUGUGAAAGACAGCACCUCUGGCCGUAGAGCACUCAGUACUGCACUGGAGUAUCAGCCUAGAUUUUUGUGCUCAAGUCUUUGGAGUGGGACUUGAUCCUACAGCCUUCUGUCCCGGAGGGCAAGUGUGCUCCACUAAGCCAUGGCUGACAAGUAAUUGGUCCUGGUAAUGGACCACACCACCUCCACUCUAGCCCUCAGAACUUUUCUUUUAAGACAAGAAAAAGCCUAAUGUUGACUUGGUAACUGCCCAAGUGAAACAUUAAAUGAAUGAAAGAUCACAGGUAGAGACCCAAGUCCCAUCACUCUGUGGUUACGCUAUAUUUGGGCUGGUCGCUGGAGCAGCUGUCAAACAAGAAGUUGCUGAGAAUUGUGACACACAACAGAAGGUUGGGCAAUAACUCUUCUUAAAGAAUUCCUUUCAAGUGUUAAUUUGUUGGUACUUCAUGUACUUGAUUAGUUUUUAAUGUUUAUAUUCGGUUUUUUUGCAAAAGAGUUACUGCUUUGAAAACUGAAAUCUUGUCAUGUGAUGCUUUUAUUGCAUUUAAUUGCCUUCAUGCACUGACCACUAAACAGUAGCAAUGAAUUAGUCUUUUGCGUACUGAGUUGUCAUCUGUAACUUCUAAAAUGCACAAGCUGAGAGAUUGGGAACUAGGUCACAUAUACUGCAUUUGCAUGUCCACUAGUGGAAAGUUAGUGCAGCAAUGGAAGGGAACAAUCAUUUUUCAUCAGGAAUGAUCUUGAAUGGAAAUGCAACAUGGGAUUAAACUAACUAUUAAAACUCCUCAAAUCUUCAGUGAAACAGGAAAAUGCUAGGUGAUUAUUCACUGUAGAAGACACCAAUAACAUCCCAGAAAUAAUUGUAAAACAAGAGGUGAAAGGAAGGGUGAAGCUGAAAACAAUUGCAAUCACCUGGAAAAGAGUACUGAGGAAAAUUAUUAGAACUAAAGGCUGACAAGUCCUGAGGUCCUGAUGGACUUCAUCCUAGCACCUUUUUUUUAAAAAAAGUGGCUCCUGGGAUAGUAGAUGUGUUGCGUUUAAUCUUCCAAAAUUCCCUCAAUUCUGGAAAGGUCCCCUCAGAUUGGGAUUUAUUUUUUCUUUUAUGGGAUGUGGGUGUCACUGGCAAGGCCAGCAUUUGUUGUCCAUUCCCAAUUGCCCUUGAAGUAAGUGGUUUGCUAGGCCAUUUCGGAGGGCAGCUAAGAAUCAACCACAAUGCACGUGUAGACCAGACAAUGUAAGGACAGCAGAUUUCCUUGCCUAAAAGGCAUUAGUGAACCAGGUGGAUUUUCACAACAAUUGAUAGUUUCAUGAUCACCCUUACUGAGACUAGAUUUCAAUUCCAGAUUUAUUCAUUGAAUUUAAAUUUAACCAGCUGCCAUGAUUUGAACUCCUAUCCCUAGAGCAUUAGCCUGGGCCUCUGGAUUACUAGGAUCAGUGACGUUACCACUAUGCCACCAUCUCCGCAGUAUCAAAUGUAACUCCUUUAUUCAAGAAAGGAGGGAGAUAGAAAGCAGCCAGUUAGCCCAACAUCUAUCAUUGGGAAAGUGCUGGAAUCUAUUAAAGGAGGCUAUAGCGAGGCACUUAGAUCUCAAUGCAAUCAUGCAGAGUUAACAUAGUUUUGUGGAAGGGAAAUCAUGUUUGACUAAUUUAUUGGGGUUUUAUGAGGAAAUAAAAGUAAUGUGGACAAAGGGGAACCUGUGGAUAUGCUGUACUUAGAUUUCCAGAAGGCACUGGACAAAGCGCAACGUCAAAGGUUACAAUAUAAAAGAACUCAUGGUGGGUGGGAGUGGAGUGGUGGUAACAUUUUAGCAUUGAUAGAGGUUAGCUAACAGGAAACAGAGUAGGGAUAAGUGGGUCAUUUUUGGGCUGGCAAAACGUAAUGAGUAGAGUGCCAUAGGGGUCUUGACUAUUUAGACUUUAUAUCAAGGUGUCCCAUGUUGCUGCAGGAGUACAUUGCAGAAGUCUUUUUAUUGUUUUGGGUUUAUUUCUGGGAUUUCUCACAGAAACAGGCAUUACAGUUGAAGCCUGGGAGUAGUUUGGGAAGCAGAGAGAGAGAGAGAAUUUGCCAGAAACUGUGGACCAGUAGAAAGGAGCUAUCAGAAAUCAGGAGUAUUUGAGUUGGAGUCACUAAGCAAGAGUGCAGUGAGACCCAUGCUAUAGCUGCGAUAUCCACAAUAGUGAGGCACUUAAGGAAAGAUGAAGGGUCACUUAGCUGGAUGCUAGUGGAUGCUAAAAAAUCUCAUAUCUUAGAGAACAGAAAGAACACUGAGGAGAAUCAGUGAAUUCCUGAGAACUGUGGCACAUCUUGGUUUGGUCCCAGGAGAAGUGAAGGAACUCUCAAGAUCAUGUAAAAUAAAAGGGUACUAUUAGAUGGAAAUGAAAAUAGAACAAGGAGUGCCCUGUUGCGAUGGCUUUAAGUAGAAGUGUUUACCAAAUAUAGUAUCAUUAGUAUUGUUACGACCACAGCUGAUGUUAUUUGCUGAGCAAGCCAAAUCUCAGAGGGAAACUUGCCUGACUGAUCAUAACCUUUUCUUUUGUAGUUUGAAAACAAGGGGAAUAAACUACUGAUCCCAGAAGCAUAGAAUCCCAGGAACACUUUUAGGAUUUAAAUGUUAAAAGAUUUAUGAACAAGAAGAAAAAAAAUUAAGUACACAAGAUUAAAGCUACACCGUUAAAGCAGUCUUGCAAAACAUCCCCCAAAAAACACACUUGGUCAGAACACACAAGUAAAUUACUUGGCAGCAGCUCCUUUUAUAGAUUUUUAACUAUAAAAAUCCAGCAAAAUUACCCAAGGCAAAAACUGCUGUCACUUUGGUAGGAGGUAUACCAUAUAACUUCUUACUCUCUUCCACUCUGCGGUGGAAACCCAAGAAAGCUCUGAAUACAAACUGCUUUCUGAGACAAAGACUCCUCUGGUCCCCUGGAUGGCUGUUCCAAAUUUCACCUCUUUUUCCCAGCACAGAGCUGGCCUCAGGAUAUCUCUCGCACACAGCCACCCAACUCAGCUCAAUAUCUUUCCUUAAAUAUUUUCUUCUUUCAUCUUAGAUUCCAUUGUCCUAAGCACUUCUUUGAACUUUACUUUUCCAAAAUAUAAACAUCUUUCAUGUUUUCCUAUUGCCUCCACUUUUAGGUCAAAUAAAAUUUAAUAACCUUCCCUUGUUUACUUAUGAAAAGGUCCCUUGUCACUUCUAAACUCCCUGACACAGCUGAAAAGUCAAGACCCUACCUAUCAUCUAAUGCAAAUUUUAAAACUCAACCUAUUUACUCGUACAUUCAGCUUUACCAUAGCCUCUCAUUACAAACGUCUGCACCUAGCAUCUUCCCUUUCACGCCUCAGUUCUUGCAGACAAGCUCUCUUUACUAACCUUCCCCCAGUUUAAUUAAUCGUGGACAAACACACACACAGCCUUCUUUACAGAAUACUACCAUAUUCCCAACAAUAUUUUUUUUAAAAAUCCAUCUUCACGGUAUAUGCUUUGUUUAAUUAUUGUACAGUAAAAGUUUAUUUAAAAUAUAAAAUCUUGUGCAAUUUCUUUCAGUUGAUAACCAGGAGUUCAAAUUUUUUUGAAGAGUUAAUGGUCUCCUCCAGAUCAUAACACUGUAGUAUUUUUGGGAACAGUGCUAAUGUUGUUGUGACAUUCCGUUGUUGGAUUGAGAGUAUUUUUGAAUUUCUUUAUAAUUCAUUCCACAUCAGUGAGUAAUUUUUAUAAAUGAUUUUUAAGCCACUGAACUAACCAGCUUCUCCACCUGACCAGUCAUGUCUUGCAAUCAAACAUGAAUCACCAAGGCAUGCACGCCUUAGGAAAUGGAGUCAAAAUUGAGGUAUGCAAAUGGUGCAGAUUCCAUCGACUUAUCCACCCAUCUGCCUUCAUAAUUACAGGUCUGGCAACAUCUGUGGAGUGAGAAACAAGAGUUAACUUUUCAGUUGUGACUUUUUAUUAAAUCUCUUCUGAUGAAAGAUUACAGAACUAGAACGUUAACUUUGUUUCUCUUUGUCUUUCUCUCCAGUAGAUGCUGGCAGAUCUGAGUGUUUCCAGCAUUUUGUGUUUUUAUUUCUGAUUUCUAACAACUGCACUAUUUUGCUUUUGUUUUGUCUUCACAGUUACUGAUUUUUUUAAAUAGCUUAGGUUGCUUUUAUGAUGUGGUUGCAGUAUUGGUUCUCCAAAGGCACAAAUUAUUUGAACUGCGAAGGCCAAGAUUCACUGAAUAAAAGUCAUCCUGAUUUAGUGUCUCAAAUUUAAUAAUCUGUUGAUGCCUUUGUCCAAUUUCCUUUGUUUCAGAUGGGUCAGUUCACUGUAACAGGCUUGUUUUACAGCUUUCUUAAAACUUGUAGUUUUCAAAAUGAUGGAUGUAAAUAAUUUUCUUGGAUAGCUCUGCAAAUUAUUGACUGCUGGCAUUUUGAAAGUACAAAAAUAACACUUCUGAACAACCAUUUUGUUUACUUUUUAGAAUUCUUUUUAGUGACUUGGCACUUUUCUAUCAAUUUUCCCCCCACCUCUUUAUUUUUUAAGAUUAAACUUCAACUAAGGCAUUCAAAAUCUGAUCAAAUAUUUAAUAUACUUUAGUAAUAGAUGUGUAAUUGUUUUAUCAAUCCAGCCUUGAAGUGGGGAUUGAGAGGUUGCUGUUUGUGUUUAGUUCUUUUGUGCAGUAUGUAUUAAGCCUACCUUAAAUGUAAACUGUGUUAAAUAAGUGUCUUCAAGUUGCAUUUUGUACGUCAGGGCUUUUGUGACGAGAGAAUUUUUCCACUGAUGUCAAACUUAACAGAGCACUGGAAGUUUUGUGAAAUUGGAGAGUGUGUUGAUUUGUAAAACUGAUGUAGAUAUAAUUUUAAUCCCAUCUUGAAGGUUUAAAUUAUUCUGCAUCAGGGCUGCUGAUGUGAAAAAAACAUCACUGUGACUGAAAAUUAUAUUUAAUAUGUGUAUAUGUAAUAUGUGUGUGUGUUUUAUGGCAAUGAAUGAAAAAGUAUGUUUUUAAAACUUCUUUACAAUUUUACCAUAAAUAUAACUUGUCAUGUUUCAACCUGAAUGUGGUAAUAAAAUCUAAUGUUCAUAA